This is a messenger RNA of Micropterus salmoides (largemouth bass), 1553 nucleotides long. Its product is annotated as anoctamin-1-like. The annotation marks the transcript as partial. The record is from RefSeq and is a predicted model, not a curated record. Lineage: Eukaryota; Metazoa; Chordata; Actinopteri; Centrarchiformes; Centrarchidae. The transcript has 9 exons. Gene Ontology annotation, biological process: chloride transmembrane transport. Gene Ontology annotation, cellular component: plasma membrane. Gene Ontology annotation, molecular function: protein dimerization activity; chloride channel activity.
AGGAGAGAAGAAAAUAGAUGCACAACACCACGUUUUAGAAACCUGUCCUGCUGAUAAGUAAGAAACCAGCUUCUAGGAAGAUAUAAAAAAAAAUCUCCCAUCAUGCCCAGAGCCUAUAGAGUGUUCCCUCUCGUGCCCUCCAUGUUUAGUCUCCCUCUCUACCUUCCCACUGUCUAAAUAAAGAAUAAAACUGCCAAAGGUGAGCUCACUGCCCACUCUGCUGCUGGAGGUUCUCACUUCAGUGUUUUUGAGAACCUGCCAAAAGCCACUUCUGCUUGUGUGUGCUGACAGUGCAGUAGAUGUUUAAGUUCAUUCAAACAGUUAUUACAUAACUCUGCUGCUUAAAGGUUUUGUGGAUGCUGUCUUUUGCAUUUGUCAAUUUAUUAUUAAAUUGCUUGUGAUACCUUGCUGUGAUUGAGCUUGAUAUGAGAUGACUGGUUUCCUCUUUCUCACAGCAGUUCCAAUGUUUAGCGCUACUGUUGAGUACUUACAGUAUUUUGCACUCCCUUUUGAUUUCUCCCUACAGGUCGUGGGUUCAGCUUCAAGCCCUCAGGGCGGCAGAGAAGGCCUUUACUUCUCUGAUGGCCGACGAAAGGUUGACUAUGUUUUAGUCUUCCAUCAACGACGGCCCAGCUCCAUACGAUCUCUUGCCAGCGCCUCAGUUUCACAUGACAGGUUAUCCAUUGUUUCCAAUGGCAACUUUCCUUCAGUGGGCACAGAUCCGGCAGUAGGAAGAGGAGUGGCAUAGCGGGAGGGCAGCCUGCGAGUGUCGGUGAGGUGUUCAUGGAGCUUGGAGGUCCAGCAGGGAAUGAGCCUGCUGACCAUGAGAUACAUCUAAUCAGACAGGAAUUUGAAGCCAACUUGUUGGAGGCCGGCCUGGAGAUAGAGAGAGACAGAGAGUUGAAGAGCCCGAGCUUCACUCGUCUCCAUGCGCCCUGGCCGGUACUAUGUCGAGAGGCUGAAUUUCUCAAGAUUAAAGUCCCCACCAAGACGAGUUAUGAACUUAAAGAGGAAAGUGGGUUCGGGUCCAGCGUGAGCUCAUUCUGGAGGAAACUGAACCACCCUUUCCAGCCCAAAGUACAUCAGGAGCACGGGCGCAUCAAAUUUCUCUCACACUGCUUCUCUAGGGACAAACUCCACCAGUAUAACAUCAAAUGUAAAGACACAUUCUUUGACAAUGCCACAAGGGCCCGAAUAGUGUAUGAGAUCCUGAGACGGACGGUGUGUGUACGGACAUGUCAAACCAUAGGAAUCAGCACAUUGAUAGCUAAAGGCGUGUAUGAUUCUGCCUUCCCGCUUCAUGAUGGUGACUAUAAGGUCAUCGGACACCUUGAGGAGAGGAGUGACAGACAGCUCCUGCAUGAAGAGUGGGCCAGAUACUCAGCCUUCUACAAGUACCAGCCCAUUGAUCUGGUCAGAAAGUACUUCGGGGAGAAGAUUGGCCUGUACUUUGCAUGGCUCGGUGUUUACACUCAGCUGCUGAUACCAGCCUCCAUAGUGGGAAUCACUGUGUUUGGGUACGGCGUGGCGACAGUGGAUACCAAUAUACCCAG